CUCUCCCCUUUCUCCUUCCCCUAUAGCAUCCCCCGUGCCCCCUGAAACUACCCCUUUGCCACCCAUUCUGGUUGUCUAACCCCCCCUCCUCCUGGUAGGCAACCUGCAUAUAGCGUGUUUUCAUAAAAAAUAAACAACGCCAAACAUUUUUGAGACAAAUUUGAGACCCACAGGAGAAAAAAACAUUUGGAUUUGAGACAAAUUUAGUGGGAAUAUUAUUAACCUGAAACACUCCCAGAAAGUCCCACACACUUCAGGCCAAGUACCAGUGCCCCACGAUCCCAACCCCUGUUGUAUAAAUACCCUUCCCUGUCUAUCAUGGCGAAAAGAAAAGCUUCCACAGGAUUGACGGCCGCGUCCAAGAGACAAUCAAAGGCCGUCAAUGCUGCGACUACCACUACCACUAAGACCACAUCCAAAAGAAGUCUAGAAUCAUUCUGUUCAUCUGUGUUAGACGAGGUUUCCGAAUUGAAGGAUGAAGACGAUGGACGGACUUUGAUCGAUCCAUUUGUCAAGCUCCCACUGAAGAAGUUGUAUCCAGACUACUACACCAUCAUCAAGCAGCCAAUCACAAUGACCGACAUCCAGAAGAAGAACUCCAGGGGCAAAUAUGCCACCUUGCGCGAGUUCGAGGCGGAUUUCGAGUUGUUGUAUAACAAUGCUGCCAAGUAUAAUGACCCAGAAAGUUGGUUGGUGACUGAUGCUCAAAGGGUUUUGGACACUGUGAGGGAAAAGGUGAGAGAAGCCGAGGAACAUGGCCAUUCAGAUGUUAAGGUGGAGGAGCAAGAAGAGGAGGAAAAUGUAGGAGAUGAAGAGGAGGAGGAAGUGGAAGAGGAGGCGGAGGAAGAGGAGGAAGAAGAAGAGGACAACGAUGACAUUGUAGACACUCCUGCACCUGUAGAAAUUGUCAAGAAAAGAGUUGGUAGAAAGAAGAAGGAGGAAACCACUUCCCAAGAGGCAACCACUGGUGCCCCACAACCAAUAACUUUCAAUUCAUUGGUGGCAACCACCACUGGAGUGCUUGAACGCGUGAGAGACUUUGAAUUCCCCGAGCUUGGCGUGUUGAGUGCACCUUUCCUUGAUGAUAUUGAUCGGGACGAGUACCCAGACUAUUUUGCCGUGAUUAAACUGCCCACUUCGAUCAAUCGAGUGUUGAACUCCGUCCAGAAGAAGAACUACUUCAACCCAAAGCGGUCCAUGCGUGAAAACUUGGAGACUUUUGAACGUGACGUCAAGUUGAUCUGGUCCAACGCCCAGAUCUAUAACGAUCCAAGUUCGUUGAUCCACCAGGAUUCACAGAAAUUGAACGACAAGUUUGAAGAGGAGAUGAAGAAAGUGUGGGACCGUUUGGAUGAAGAGAAAUUGAAGUUACGGAUCAAAAAGAAGGAGCCAAAAUUGGUUUUGAAAUUGGCUGCUGGAGAUAAAGAACGUAGGGGCCGCAAGAGAAAGGUUGUUGUACCACCAGCAGAGCUGGUUGAACUGACCGAAACAGUAAAGCCUGAAGAUCAUGAAGAUCCAAUGGAUCUUGACCAGGAGGCGGAAGACGGAGAGGGAGAUGAUGAGGAACAAGAAGGGGUUGAAUUGAAAGCCUCUGUGGGGGCCACUGGCACUUCCUUAAAGGCGGAAGUCUCAACAACUCUUAGUGGCCGCUCAUCACUCGUUUCCAGAAAUGAACCGGGGAAGACCGCCAACCCUGCUGACCUCUCUAAAAAGGACUCCUUCAUUCAACAGGUUUCCGUGUGUUCCUCAACCACGUACGUGCAUCAACUCCAAUCCAAUGGGGCUCUUCUGAACUCACAGCCAAUUGCAACCUUCACCGAAUUCCAACAGGCAAAGAAACUUCUCUUCCCAGCACAUCCCGUAGUGCCCAUGGCCACGCUUUUCGAGUACAAGUUCCCCACCGAAGGGUUCUCUAACCUGAAUUAUGCGGUCACCUUGCCGCAGGAUGGGAACGUCCCUGGGUCACUUGUCACCUUUAAAGUUUCGCUCCACGAGCUCUUCUACCAGUUGAAGAAGCCUGACUUGCUCAACAACCAAGGGUUCAUUCUGCUGACCCUGGACGAAGAAUUCCAAUGCCGUUUGUUUUUGAACGAUGAGGAGGUCAAUACCGGCGGUGAAGUCUAUGAAGAUCACCCUGUCGAUGACAGUGAGGGAAGUGAGAGCGGAGAGACCGCCACCCCAGCCACCGGCGAAGACCCACUUCUCAACUUCCAAUACGAAUUGAAGUUGAGCCACGGACUCAACGUCUUGAGCUUCGAAAUCAAGGUGGCCCCCAGCUUGAGCAAGAAGUUGAAGCGCGACGACAAGAGCAACGCCGGCGAAGAGGAGGUUGGCCGUCACACGCGCCAUCAACUCCAACAAAUCAAAAUGUCUUGGGAUGUGGAGAAGGUCAACAUUCUCAUCAACAACAAUGUAUACUAAGCGCGGGGACCCGUGACCGCUACGUCCCCCCUAGCCCCAUGGGGAAGGGAGGAGUUAGUACCGCCCUACGCGGCAAGCGAGCCGCUCCGCUGGCACUCCGUGGGCCACUCACCGUGGAGGCCUUGUUGCUCUGACGAGGAAUGACUAGCACGGUGGAUGGAAGAUAUGUCGAGGGACGUGUGACGCUAGGACCUACGGAAACCGGAGUCUAUUGUAUAUAUCCCACAGGACACGUUGCUGAUUCUAGACCAAGUCCACCGUGCUCGCUGGUGGAAGCCUCGCUGACAGGAAUACCUCGCUGACUCUCCAGCAGGAACUAAAAGAAAAGAAAUAUAUUAGAUUAAUUUGAA
This is a messenger RNA of [Candida] anglica, 2771 nucleotides long. The record is from the annotation of a GenBank genome assembly. NCBI's taxonomy places the organism in Eukaryota, Fungi, Ascomycota, Pichiomycetes, Serinales, Debaryomycetaceae.